Messenger RNA from Contarinia nasturtii (swede midge), 1314 nucleotides. Its product is annotated as cyclic AMP response element-binding protein A-like. Bases 1 to 1314 code for a protein of 437 amino acids. Gene Ontology annotation, biological process: regulation of transcription by RNA polymerase II. The record is from RefSeq and is a predicted model, not a curated record. The transcript has 7 exons. Gene Ontology annotation, molecular function: cAMP response element binding; DNA-binding transcription factor activity, RNA polymerase II-specific. NCBI's taxonomy places the organism in Eukaryota, Metazoa, Arthropoda, Insecta, Diptera, Cecidomyiidae.
AUGACACAUCAAAAAGCUGAUAUCGUUUCGAUUGUGAUUCGUCCAAUUUAUAAUGAACACAACGUGAUUUCUGAUGCAUUAUUUGGUUGUCAACCAAUUAAAACUGAGCAUUCAUACAGCCUCAAUUCAAAUGGCGACUCAAUUCCAGAUUCCCCGCGUAGUCUCCAGAAUAAGAUCGAUGAAAUGGAUGACGAUUAUGAAAUUACGAUAAAUUCAAAUAUACUAUCGACCAAAACGUCCGCAAUAAAACACAUCAACAACAACGACAUCAAUCUUGUCAAUCACAAUAAGGUGAAUUCAUCUUUGAAAGGUAUUAAGAACGCAUUAAUUUUUCCGUCGAGCAGCAAACAACAAGGCAACGAUGCAAACUUUAUCUUAUCAACCAGCAGCAGUAACAUGAUUAAUUUUAACACUGAGACCAAUAGCAGUGAAGAGCUUCAAGCACGAUUGGCAUUUACCUCUCCAAAACUGAUAAACAAUCGCGGUGGAAUUGGAAAUGCGAUCGCAGUUGAUUGUUUUGAAACUGAUACAGUUGACGAUUCAACGAUUAAAGAGGAACCAUUAUCGCCCGGUUCAAGUUGCCCACCCAGUCCAAAUGCAUCAACCUCUUCAAGCGAAAGCAUUCUUGUCACACAAUCAACACCACAAAAUGCUGUGAAAUCACAAUUUGGCAUGAUUAACGUAAAUUUGGCCAAUGUUGCAACAUACACGAAUGCCGAUCUUGUAUUCGAACAUAAUAAGAAUGGUUCGUUGCAAUUGUCGCCAGCCUCACACAGUCUAUUGAAAAAUCAGCAAAUCAUCUUAAAUGGCACCCAACAACGGAUUGUUGUACCAACAAUGACCAUUCGAAUGGAUGGCCAACAAACACAAGGAUUUGGUUUGCCGCCAACACCGCCAUCAUCACUUUCGAGUGAUGACUCGGAAGAUAAUCAAAGUGCUGAAAUACACACAAUACCUUCAUCACCAGCCUCAAGUCUAUCCUCAUAUUCUCCGAACAGUUCACAGGCGCAAGCGUCGCAACAACAAACCAUUACAACGAAAAAUAUUAGUCAAUCCGGUAACAGUGUAUCACCAAACAGUUCACGUGCUUAUAGCACAUCUAACUCACGUCAACCAAUUCAUACACCGCUAAUCAGUAACCAACUGAAAGGGUCAACGGGUCAACUUGAAUUAACCGAAGAAGAGAAGCGAACAUUAAUCGCCGAAGGUUAUCCCAUUCCGACCAGAUUACCAUUAACAAAAUCUGAAGAGAAAUCGCUCAAGAAAAUCCGAAGGAAAAUUAAAAAUAGGCUUGUGGCACACAGCACACAGUAA